Molecule: messenger RNA, 9164 nt
Organism: Pristis pectinata (smalltooth sawfish)
Lineage: Eukaryota; Metazoa; Chordata; Chondrichthyes; Rhinopristiformes; Pristidae
Gene: plpp6
Product: phospholipid phosphatase 6
Exons: 2
Coding region: 3580-4443 (287 amino acids)
Molecular function (GO): sphingosine-1-phosphate phosphatase activity
Source: RefSeq, a predicted model, not a curated record
CAGUGCAGGACAGGCAAGCAUUGCGGCAGUUCAUUCAAUGCCAAUACAGGAGGUAUUGCUUAAGUUCAUUCAAUGCCGGUUCAUUCAAUUCUGUUGCUGCAGCUCAAGGCUCAUUCGGUGCCAAUCCAGGGAGGCAUUGCUGCUGUUCGUAAUGGUAUCAACACAUACAGCUCUGUUGCUGCUGUUCAUUCUCUGACUAUGCCCAGCUCUGUUGCUGGAGCUCCUUCAAUGUCAGGAGAUGGAGGCAUAACUAUGGGUUACUCAAUCACACUGCAUAUAGGUGUUGCUAUAGUUCAUGCAGUGCCAAUGCACAACAAGCAGACAUUGAUGUGGUUCAUUCAAAGGGAGUAUAGGUAGGCAUUGCUGCAGGUCAUUCAACAGAAAUGCAGUACAACCUUUAUGCAAUUCAUUCAAUGCCACUAUGUGCAAUGCUGUAGAGAAUUCCAAAGACUCACUUCAUUUUGGGUGAAUAAAUUUCCUUUCAUCUCGGUUCUCAAUAGCGGACACCCUAUUUUGAGACUUCGACCUCUGGUUCUAGAUACUCCGGCCAAGAGGAGCAUUAGCCCUCACAUCUACCCUGUGAAAUCCAGUAAGAAAUUUGUAAGUUUCUAUGAGAUCAUCUCACAUUGUUCUGAAUAUUGGUGUACAUACACUCAAUUAAUUCAGCAAGACAGCUGCACUAUUGUCAUUUAAUGAACUGCAGCAGCAUUGCUCUGUUGCUGCAGUUCAUCAAAGUCAUGGGACGGAGGUGAUACUAGUUUACUCAAGUGUUGCUGAAAAUUGUGUAAUGCCUGUAUAGGGUGAGCAGGCAUAGCUGCAGUGCAUUCAAUGUGAGUAUAGAUGCAUUAGUGCUGUUAAUUCAAUGUAAAGUAGUUGCAACUGCAAUUUAUUCAAUGGCAUAUGCAAUGUAGUUGCAGUUUAUUGAAUGUGAACAAUUUCAGUUUUGCUUGCAGUUUAUUCAAUGCCACUAAGAAAUGAAGCGAGGAGAAUUUUUUUUCACUCAGAAAAGAACAUGGAACAGUACAGCACAGGAACAGGCCCUUCAGCCCACACUGAAGAUGAUACUGAAUUAAACUAAAGCUCUUCUGCCUGUACAGGAUCCGUAUCCCUCCAUUUCCUAUAUAUUCAUGUGUCUAUCUAAACAGCCUCAUAAACACCACUAUUGUAUCGUAUUGGUGAUUCUUUCAAAUUCUCAACCCCAGAGGAAGCUCAGUUAUUCAAAACUGAGACUGAUACAUUUUUGGUUAGCAGGGAUAUGGGGAUAGGACAAGAAAAUGUGGUUGAAGUGGAAGAUCUGCCAUGAUCUUGUUAAUGGUAGGGCAGGCUCGAGGGUGGCAUGGCCUUCUCCUACUUCUAUUUCUUAUGUUCUUAAAACAUGUUGCAGCUUAUCCUACAUCAUUUGGUGCAGCUCUGUUGUUCAAGUUAAUUCAAGGCACUCAGAUGUUGCUGCAGUUCAUUCAACGCUAGCACAUCAACUGAGCAUGUACACUCCAGAGUUCAAAAUCCGACCUCAUAGAAACUUACAAAAUUCUUAUGGGACUUCACAGGGUAGAUGUGGGAAUAAGGCUUCAUUUGGCUGGAGUGUGGAGGAUCGGGGUCACAGUCUCAAAAUAAGGCACCAGCCACUCAGGAUUGAAAUGGGAGGAAAUUUCUUCACAUAAAGAGCAGUGGAUCUUUGAAAUUCUCUGCCCAAGAAGGUUGUGGAGGCUCAUUCAUUGAAUAUAUUCAAUACAGAGAUCAAUAAAUUACAGUAUAAUUAGGGGCAUCAAGAUAUAUGGAGUUAGUGCAGGAUAUUGAUGCUGCGGUAAAAGAUUAUUGGCCACUCCCCUUCGGAUGAUAAGCGGUAGAAUGUAGGGGUAGUUGAUGACAACAUGGAGAGGUUACAGGGGAAAAUUAGUAGGAGGAAUGGAAUUGCUCCGUGAGUUGGCAUAGACGCUAUGGGCCAAAUGGCCUUCUUCUCUGUCAUAAGUCAUACGGAAAUAUUGAAUUUGGCAGAGCAGGUGCGAGAGAUUGAUGCUCCUCUACCUUGUGGCAUUGUGGAUAGUGUAGAAUUUUGCUAAAGGAUGCAGCAGGAUAUAGAUCAGUUAUGGAUAUGGGCAGAGGAAUGUCAGAUGGAGUUCAAUCUGGCCAAACAUGAGGUGUUGCUCUUUGGGAGAUCAAAUGUAAAGGGACAGUACACAGUUAAUGGCAGGACCAGUGUUGAUGUACAGAGGGAUCCAAGUCAGUAGCUCCCUGAAAGUGGCUCCAUAUGUUAAUAGGGUGGUAAGGCAUAUGGCAUGCUUGCCUUUAUUAGUUGAGGCAUUAAGUUCAAGAGGCAGGAAGUUAUGUUGCCGCUUUAUAAAAUUCUGGUUAGGCUGCAGCUAGAGCGUUGCUUUCAAUUCAGGUCGCACCAUUAUAGGAAGGAUGUGGAGGUUUUGGAGAGGGUGCAGAAGAGGUUUACCAGGAUCCUGCCUGGAUUAGAGGGCAUGUUGUAUAAGAAGAGGUUGGACAAACUUUGGUUGUUUUCUUUGGAGUGGCAGAAGCUGAGGAGAGACCUGAUGGAAGUUUAUAAGAUAAUGAGAGGCAUAGAUAGACAGCUGGUACCUUUUUCACAGGGUCGAAAUGUCCAGUACUGGAGGACAUGCAUUUAAAGUGAGAGGGGGUAAAUUCACAGGAGAUGUGCGGUGCAAGUUUUUUUUUACAGAGAGGCGUGCCUGGAAUACGCUGCCAGGGGUGGUUGUGGAGGGAAAUACAACAGAGGUGUUUAACAUAUUCUUAGAUCAGUACAUGAAUGUGCAGAGAAUGAAGGGAUAUGGACAUUCUGUAGGCAGAAAGCAUUAGUUUAGUUAGGCGUUCAAUUUUAAUUUGUUCAGCACCACAUCGUGGGCCGAAGGGCCUGCUCCUGUGCUGUGCUGUUCUAUAUUCUACUUCUCAAAUCCAAAUCCUUUGCUGCCAUUCAUUCAGUGCCAAAACAGGUGGACAUUGUUGCUGUGAUAAGACUAUUGAACAGUUCCUUUAUACAGUGAGAUGGACUAUGACCUCACGAUCUACCUUGUAGUGACCUUGCACCUUACUGCACUGCACGUUCUCUGUAGCUGUGACACUUUGUACUGUUAUUGCUUUUUUUACCUGUACUACAUCAAUGCACUCUGUACUAACUCAAUGUAACUGCACUGUGUAAUGAAUCGACCUGUACGAUCGGUUUCUAAGACAAGCUUUUCACUGUACCUCGGUACAAGUGACAAUAAUAAACCAAUACCAAUAGAUUUAACGCUGCAGGUGCCGUUCCGUUGUUGCAGAACGUUCAAUGUCAGUGCAUGCGGCUCUUGUCUCUGCAGUUUAUUCAAUGCCAACACAGCAGCCAGGCACUGUUGCAGCCCAUUUGAUGCCUGUGUCAGUGCGUACGGCUCCGAGGUUGCAGUACCUUCAAUGUCAGUGCGGACGGGCGCGACUGCGAGCGUUGAUUGACAGGUGACGCAGCGGCGCCGCCGCUGGUCCCGUCCCGUGGGGCGGUGCUGCUGGAAGAUGGCGGCGUCGUGUCGCACCGGGGGAGCCGGACCUUGAGCCCCUGACACCAGACCCCAGCCGCCGAUCGCGAAGAUGCCGGCUCACUCUCCCAAGUCCAGGAGCCGCGAACGGGAGACGCGCAGCGGCGGGAGGCUGGAGUUCCUGGUGCAGAGCCGGCCGCCGGGCCUUCUGCAGAGACCGGGCUCGGAGCCGCCAUCGCCACGGCACCGGGCGACGCAGCUGGAGGGCCACGGCCUGCGCCGGGACUCGGGCUCCUCCUCCUCCUCCUCCUGCCUCGCCGCGGCCGGCUGCUCACAGUCGCAGCUGCCCGAGGAAGACUGCAUGAAGCUGAACCCGUCGCUGCUUGGUAUCGCCCUGCGGUCAUUGCUGGCCAUUGACCUGUGGCUGUCCAAGCGCCUGGGCGUGUGCGCCACCGAGGACUCGCCUUGGGGCAGCGCCCGGCCUAUCAUGAAGCUGAUCGAGGUGUCGGGCCACGGCAUCCCCUGGAUAGCGGGCACCUUGUACUGCCUGUGGAAGAGCGACAGCGCCGCCGGCCAGGAAGUGCUGCUCAACCUACUGUUGGCUUUAAUCUUAGACCUGGUCCUGGUUGGCAUUGUCAAGUCAUUGGUCCGCAGGCGUCGCCCCACACACAACAGGAUGGACAUGUUUGCUACAUUUUCUGUGGAUAGAUACUCCUUCCCAUCGGGACAUGCAACCAGAGCAGCAAUGGGAGGCCGAUUCUUCCUUAAUCACUUGGUUUUAGCUGUUCCACUGCGCAUUUUGGUUGUGCUGUGGGUGUGCAUUGUGGGACUCUCGAGAGUGAUGCUGGGAAGGCACAACGUGACAGAUGUUCUUUGUGGAUUCAUCAUGGGGUAUUUACAGUUUAGCCUGGUGGAGUAUAUGUGGUUGUCAUCCAAUAGCCUGCAGACCCUCCUGAGAUUAUGGGGACUCAAAUAGUUAUAGUAGUGCAAAAUGUUUGAUUUUUAUGUAUCCAACUUUACAAAGGUACUGUAUUCUCAAUAGCGUGGUAGGGUUGAAGUAUGGUUACUUAAUUUGCAGACAUAGUAAUCUUUCAUUUAGGAGAACAUCCUACUUCGGUCAACCUAGGUUAAUGUACAAAAUUGGUAAAACAUAUUUUGUUAAAAGAUUAUGAUUUUCCACAUUUCUUGUAUAUUAUCUGUUAAGAUAUAAGAAGCCAAGUUAAAAUUAUGAUUCCAUUCUUCAUCGGAAUGCUGAUACAUCAUCAUAUUACACAUGAAUGUUGGUUGGAUACACUUUCCAAGCUUUUGCUUUGCAAGCUUCCGAAGUAAUAUUAGUGAUAUUACUACUAGGUCAGUGUUACAUUACGCAUUAUGACCUUCCAUGUUAUAAAUUUAAAGUAGUGAUAUAUUUCAGGUUAAAUUUUUUUUAAUGGGAAUUUUUUUUUCCAAGGCACCAUGAGUAAUCUGCUUAAAUUAAUUCCAAUCCUGUUGCAAGAAACUCUGUCUACCUGACCUAAAUUUUAGCCAGGUCCCAGAGGCAAAAGCAGUCUUCGCACAUGGCUUUCUAUGAUUUCUAUACUUAGGUUUCACAUAAGUUUCUGGUUAACAUGAAACCUAAUCUGUAAAUUAUUUUUUCUAAUUCAGAAAUAACAAAAAGGUAAAAUUCAAUAAAAUGCAAGCCUUUAACUGCCUUUCUAAAUUAAAUCAUUUUCCAUUGAUAUUUGUAAUUCCUUUUCAGACUAAGUAUGUGAAAAAUAUUGCCUUUUUAAUUAAGGUUUAACCAAAGCGGGGAACCAUUCGGUUGUCUGAUUUUGUGUUGAUGUCUGUUUUGGGUCUGUCAGAGAUCUGAACCAACAUUUUUUUCCACAGGACGUUGCUGUUAUGUCUUGAUCAUAUUUUUACUGCUUUUAAUUUUUUUUCAUGAUAAACUCCUUUCUGUUUCUCUGUAUGUAUCUUCUGAAUGACAAUCCCAAAAAGUAAAAUGGCUGUCCAUCUUAUGCUCAUGCAAUUUUUUUUUGUGGAACUUGGUUUUCUUUUUCAGAUGAUUUACUUCCUACUGUGAUACCUUUUAAACUAUUCCUGUCACUCUGGCUCUUCUUGCUUGUGUACUCCCAUUCUCUUUAUUUACCACUGCGUCCUUUUGUCUUUGUUCCAUGUAAAUGCAUGUUUAAAGUAUAUCUUUACGUAUCAGUUUCUCUUUUUCUCUCCCUCCUCUUCCACUCUGCCAACUUCUUACUCCUCUUUCUGAUAGUCCUUUUCAAAGGUUUGGUGUGAGGUUUCUAUGACUAGACAAACUACUGUUCCAGUUACUUCUCUCUCUCUCGCUCUCUCGUGCCCAUUCACAUCCCAUCCCUUCUUACAUAUAUAUUCACUUUACUGUGUUGUCCUUGCAGCAGCUGUCAGGGAAUGCUACGGUAGAUGAGGUUGCUGCAGCCAACUCUACAAUGUUUGAGCAGAUUACUAAGAAAAUGGACUUCAUUCAUAUCGGGACCUCUGUAAAGUCUUGCCCCUUAGUGGGCCACCACUUUUGAAAACAGAAAACCCAGUAAAUACUACUUUGAAUCACGGGGAUUUUCUCAUCUGAUUGCGAGAGAUUGAUUUCAGUGAUUAGCAACUCAAUUAUUGUAUAAUUUAAUUACAGAAUCUUUUCCAUAAAUGGUCAAAGAUGAACUAUAUGGGUCUUGUUCUGUUUUCCAUAUGCUACUUACACAGUUGUGCUCUGAGAGGAAAACCCACAAUGUAUCAGAAUCGGUUUUUUUCCUUCCCUUCACCCUAAAAUAAAGUUUACUGUCCAGGGAAUAACUGUGGUGCAUUGCCCAGCUAUAGAGGGAAAAAUCAGCAGUAUAAGAUAAUAAUUUCGUAAAAGUCAGUUGCCUUUCCCUUUUUGUUCCUGUCCCCACAUCCAUUAGCAAAAAUAAAUUAUUUUGUGUGUAUGAAGCCAACAAUGAUAUGUAUGUCUGUUCAUUUUAUUUGUAUAUUGCUUUUCUUCCUUAUUCAAUGAAAUAAUUGAGCCUCCAUCCAGUGCCUUUAUUCUUGGCAGCUACUGGCAUAUGUUAUGAAUGGGUAAUGCUGAAUUCUAUCAUUCCUAUCAGGAGUUUAAAAAAAUCCUAUUAAAAUGUCUGUUCCAAAACUGCUUCUGACCAAGUGGUUUCAAAACAUAUGGCACGAAUGCAGUUACCAGGAGUUAUUUCCCCAAGCAAUAUUUAGGUAUGACUGUUGUGCAAAAUAUAUCUGUCCUUGCAGAAACCUUUUAGUUAACUGUCAACUAGGAGCAGUUCCGACAUUUGGUGACCAACUCUGACAUUCGAGAACCUCAAUGCGCCGUGUUAGUAGAAAUUCAAGAUCCAGCUCCUUCCUGUCAGCAUGUACAAUGUUAAAUAUUUGUUUAGCUGUGACAGUACUGAUCUAGUAUUUGUACAGCUGCUCUGUCUCUGUUGUUCCUUCUCUGCUGAAUUACAAUAUAGAGUAAAUUGAGUCUGCUUUAUUACAUAGCAGUUAUACAUAUUUCUGCAAGACAAGCACAGCUAGUAAUGAAACCCCGUAGCUCUUGUAUGUCCAUUAGAUGAGGCAGCAGGCAAACUGAUUUUCCCCCAAAAUCACCAGCACAGCUUGCUGUGAUCAUAAAUAUUAGUUUAUAUUUUGAGGGGUUUACAAAUUUCCCAGAUUAUACCAGGAUGUGCCAUGUAGUCUCAACAGAUAUCGAGGAAGUUGUUGCCUUCAAAUCAGUGCACAGUAUGUAUUACAAAGAAAGCAAACUGUGGAGUUAAAAUCUUUUUAAUAACAUACCAAUUUAAACCUGUUCUGCUAUAUUAUGUUUUUAUAUCCAUAUCUCGUUAAAAAUAUGGACUAUACCAGCAGUAUACAGAUGCAGUUAUGUUCCGUGUCAGCUGCUAGGGUUAUGUUGCUUCCCACCUGAGUAGACUUGUUUUACACUCAACUGAAACACACCAUUGAUCGCAUCAUGUAGGAGACUAGCUUUUGAAUAUUUUAAAAUGUUUUUAUUUACAAGAGAAAUGAAAAUGUUAUAAUAUGUUGGCAUUGUUUUUUAAUUAUGAUCUUCAGUAUGGCAGCUAAAGUGUUCAAAUAAACAUUUAAAUAAUAUGAUUUAUGAAGUGGACAACUGAGUAAAGAAGGUUCAGUUAUGUAUCUUGAAUAAAUCUUUGAUCAUCCAUAAAGCUACACUGUUUUGAACCUAGUAUUUGUGGUGUGUAGUUGUACUUGUGUCUGUUCUGAAAUAUAAUCAUAUAACUAAAAUAUAUUUGUGCUGUGUAAUUUAGGAAGUAGAAUGAAAGUUUUUUUGGAACACUUAAUUACCAUAUUAAAUGUUUAUAUUAAGAAAAUAAUGUUCUGUGAAAAGUUACACCUGUGUUGUAAUGCAAGUUAGCUGAAGCUUACUAAACAAACUUUGUUUGUAUUACUAUUGCAAAUCUCAGGAUUAGUAUUCCAUUCAAGAGUCAACCCUCCUAACCCAACUGUUAUUCAGCAAUUCUUUUGCAGGCUCUAUGACUGUAUUUGCUGCUUUUCCAAAAAUAAAGUGACGGAAACACAGCAUUUCCUUUUUGAAUUCUGACUGAGCCUGCCUUAUUUACUCAGUGCCUGCAGAAAUAGAUUUGACUACUAUAUCUUCGCAUCACAGUUUGGCCAAACUCCAAAUAGCUUUGAUUAGUCACAAGCUUGGAACAUUUUAGACUCUGUGGACUGGCCAGUCACUUUUCCCUCAAUGUCGGAAGAACUUCAAAUAUAAUGAUCAAAGUGUUAAUAAAUAUCAGUGCUAUAGUAACUCUAUUGUACAAAAAUGCAUCAUUUAAUUUUUUGAUGAUAGUUAAAUGCCCCACCUCACUGUAUCUUGUCUUGCCUGCCCUAUUUUUAUUGUCCAAUUUUUCAGUCACCUUUUGAUUCUACUCUGAGCUUGCUUAUUGAUUUAAAAUGCUUUCCUGUUUUCUUGGAAGUGGGAACCAUAUCAAAUGAGUACUUGAAAGUCUAAAAGGGCUUCAUAAAGCAGUUUCUCAACACAUCAUUGCUUUGGAUCAUUCCUAACUCGGGGGCUCAUAAUCCAAGUGUGAUGCUUUAUGAAGUUUUCUGGAGUGGUGGAAAAGGAGGUCAGUUUCCUGACUGGCAUUAAUUGAAAAUCUUUUAUGUAUGAUUAGAAAAAAUCUUGAGUGAUAUUAACUGAGAUCAUGUUGGAAGAGGAAUUUCUUUAAUAAAUCCAAAGUGAUGUGAAAUAAUGCAAUGCACUGAGCAAAGUAUUUGUUAAUAUGCAAUAGCAAAGGGGUCUGUCCACCUGCAAGUCUUUUCUGGCAUUGUUCUGGAUUUGGGAAGUACUUUUUUUGUAGACUACGACAUCAUAAGUGAUCUGCCAAAUAAAUGUCUGCUAAUUGGUACCUUGGAUUGGCAAUGUCUGUUAUUCAGUAGAUGCCAGUAGUCUGAUAAAUCACUUUCUUUUGUGAUAAAUUCAGAAGGAUAUUGGAAAGCACAUUAAAAAUUGAUGAAAAUAAACCAGGAUUUUUUUUAUAUUUGCUUGUAAUAUUUUUUCCCAGUUCUUGUUAGUUAAAAAUGAUUCCUGAUUUUGAGAUGCCUCAAAUUUAUCUUCUAAAGUAAUAGAGUACAAUGUUAUGGUAAUCUGUGUUAUUUUUAAUUGUUGGUCGUUCUUGCGACUGUGUAAAUGUAUCUAAAUAUUCCUAAAUUAUUUUCCACAAU